UAAGGAGCGAACAUGACCUCCGCACACCAUGAAGAAGUCGGGCGCCGAGUUGUGGCAGCAGGCGCAGGCGACAACAGCAGCAGCAGGGGCCCGGGCAGGAGCGGCGACGGCCCGAGGGGCGCUCCGUGGCAUGCGCCAGUCUCCCGGAGGCCGGGGCGCGCGCGGGGGCCCGGAGGCGCCCGCCGGGGCUCGGGGGCCUGCGCUCCGGCUGCCCCACCCCGCGCGGCCCGCGCCGAGCGCGGCUCUCGGGCCCCGGCGCACCCCGGAGGAACGCAGCCGCCGCUUCCCUGGGGUCGGCGAAGCCUGCCGGGGUCGGCGCCUCCCCAAAAAGAGGCCCCCCCGCAGCGGCUCCCGACUGUCGGGCUCGCCAGCCUCGGCUUCCUACAUGGAAGAUCCGCGGGGGCAAAAAACGGAAGGCGUUCGGCUGAGCUGCUGGAGGGAGUAACCGGAUCUCCUCAAAUUCCGUGCACACGAAGACUCGGAGGAGGGGGCCGAGCGGACUUCACCCCGCAUGAGAUGUCUGGCGAAAUAAAGGCUCAAAAUCUAAUAACCAAAUAUGCAAAGCCCCGAAUGAAAACCACCACCACCUCCUCGCACACUGGAGAUCUGGGGCCGUCAGACUUGAGCUGGGGUUAAAAAAAAAAAAAAAAAAAAGAAAAGAAAAAAGAAAAUGUUUACAAAG
Molecule: messenger RNA, 682 nt
Organism: Myotis myotis
Lineage: Eukaryota; Metazoa; Chordata; Mammalia; Chiroptera; Vespertilionidae
Product: translation initiation factor IF-2-like
Exons: 2
Coding region: 29-445 (138 amino acids)
Source: RefSeq, a predicted model, not a curated record